GUUGAUGUCCAGGAACUUCGACUCGACAGGCUGGCCGAGGUUUGAAGAUGUAUGAUUUAUCCUCAACCACAGUAUUUCCCGAGAGGUAGUUUUGAGCCCUGUCGGCUUGAAAGUACCUCGGUCGCAGCUUGAAAUACCAGAUGACGAUCGCAAGAGUCAAUAGGAAUGUACAUCCGAGUCCGACGCCAACACCAAGUCCCACCUUUGCUUGCGGUGAUAUUGUACCGCUAUUGCUCGGAUAUAAGGGUGUAAUGGGUGAUGUGGUAGAGAUUAACGAAGUCGCUGAUGUGGUAAGCGUGUCGGUUGAUGUUAGUGUUGGUGUUGUCAGUGUCGUGUUCGCUGGCGUUAAGUUCACUCCAGUUGGUGCCAAUGCCUCGCUAGUUGGUCUCGAUGCUGGGAUAACUGACACCGUUGUAGAUGAUGAUGAUGUUGAUAAUGACAAUGUUGUCGUUGUUGUUGUCGAAUCUUUCGCCCUUUUACUGAUAUUGAAGUAAUGGCU
Messenger RNA from Aspergillus caelatus, 499 nucleotides. RefSeq lists its product as uncharacterized. The record is from RefSeq and is a predicted model, not a curated record. The annotation marks the transcript as partial. NCBI's taxonomy places the organism in Eukaryota, Fungi, Ascomycota, Eurotiomycetes, Eurotiales, Aspergillaceae. The transcript has a single exon.